UUUAAUAAACUCUCCCGUCUCGGCUCGGUUCGGUUCGGUUCGGUCUGAGACGCUGGUGAACAGAAGAGCGACCUGGACCAAACCGCGCGUAAAGGUGAGGACCGGGAUUCAGGAGCGGCUUUUCCUCACCUGUCAGCCUGCGCUUCGGUUCGGUUCGGUUCGGUUCGGACGUGUUCCCGCUCAGGAUGACAGCAGCCAGGUGAAGUGCAGGUGUCUGAGAUGCGACCAUGUUCUUUCCGCAGCGCCUCGCUCUGCUGCUGCUCGGCGGCUCCCUCAUCCACACGGUUGAUGGGAGGUUUCCUUACUGCUGGCUGUACUGGGAGAUGGAGCGAGCCAGAGGAGAGUGUCAGACACAACUACAGCAGCAGACGCCAGGCGCUGAAGGAUGUGAAGGUGAGUGGAACAACGUUUCUUGUUGGCGCAGCGCUGCUGUCGGGGAAGUGCUGACCCUCCCAUGUCCCUCCCCCUUUCUGCUUCUGUUUGGUAAAAAUGGUAACCUGAGCAGGAACUGCACGGAGGACGGCUGGUCGUUGGUUUAUCCCGACAUCGGCUUCGCCUGCUCAUCGGACGUCAGCGACAAACCCAACGAGCUGGUCUUCUACAGAGUGGUCCACAUCCUGUCCACUCUGGGUCACAGCCUGUCGCUCGGCGCUCUGAUCACCAGCACCGCCAUCAUCUGCUCCUUCAGGAGGCUCCACUGCAUGAGGAACUACAUCCAUCUGAACCUGUUUGUGUCCUUCAUGCUGCGAGCCGUGGCCGUGCUGACCAAAGACACUCUGCUCUUCUCAGAGGACCAGAGCACCGACUGCAGCACACAGCCGUCUCUGGUGGGCUGUAAGGCCAGCCUGGUUUUCUUCAACUACUUCGUCAUGGCGAACUUCUUCUGGCUGCUGGUGGAGGGUCUGUACCUGCACAUGCUGCUGCUGGUCAUCUGGACCUACUGCGGCCACCUCUCCGUCUACAUGCUGAUUGGCUGGGGUGAGCUGGACGUACGUCCGUCCGUCCCAGUGGACCGCACCGCUCUCUCCUUUGCUUCCUGGGGUGAAUACAUCGCCAAACAGCCUUUAAAUAGGCCGUCUUACGGCGGAGCCGCAGACGGUGCGUCAUCCUGUAAACAUUCCCAUGCCUCCCGUUCCUGCUGUAGUUUCCUUGUUUCUGACCUGCUGUCCAGGCGGUUGGCCAAGUCCACGCUGCUGCUGAUCCCUCUGUUCGGAGUAAACUACGUAGUUUUCUUCUACCUGAUGGAGCCGGACGAUGAAACGCUGAAGCAGAUCAAGAUCUUCUUCGACCUCGGACUCGGCUCCUUCCAGGGCCUCAUCGUCGCCGUCCUCUACUGCUUCCUCAACAGCGAGGUUCAGGCAGAGCUGCGUAGAACAUGGAGGAGUUUAUCGACGAAGCGCUGCGUGUUGCAGGACUACAGUCUCCGCCGCCUGUCAACAAACCACACCGGCACUCAGUUUCCCAGAAACACCCGGGCCCAGUCCAUCCUGCAGACUGAGACCACCAUGCUCUGACCAGAACCGGCUGGAAACUCAAACAUUUAAACCAACAGCCGGGUUCUGCCACAGCGCCCCCAGCUGGGGAAGAAACCACAUGUUAAUCAGAGAGAAACAGAUUGAAAGAAACUGACUGGAAGAAAAACCAAGAAAGUGCCAAACAUGGAAACACCGGUUUGCAUUGACCUUUAACCUCUGGAAGGUUUUUCCCACCUGGACACUUCAGCUCCCAGCAGAUCCCUCCUCACUUAACGUCACUGUAAAAAUGUUUGAAAAUGAAUGAAUGUUUAGUUUCAACAGAAUAAAAUUACAGUAAAAAUAUAGAAGAUUGUAUAAUUCCUCAUGGAGAAGAAAAGCGAGAUAUAACUUGUAUAAAUUGUAUCUAUUCCUACACAAGUACAGAAACAGCUGCUCCUCUGAAACUUCAUAUCUGCAGAAGGAGCGAUUAUUAAACGUGAGAGAAGGCCGGAGGAGGAGCGAGGUUACUGGUCAACGGGUCGUUACGGAGGAUGAAACCUGCCCCAGCAGCAGGCGGAGCGCACAGUCAGACUGAUCUGAGCUCAUAUAUCUAUGUGAGGGAACAAUAGUUUGAUUCGUUUACCUUUAAAUCUCACUAACUCUCACUCAGUCUGCUCUCGGCUCCUUCAGCUGCACAAAAAUAUGGAAAUGGUGAAAAUGCGCUGCACCUGGUGGAACAGAAACCACGCAAUGCAAAACUCCACUAAUGGGGGAAGGAAACACAUCAGGCAUGGUGGAGGAUCUGUGGUGCUGUGGGCUUGUUUCUCCUUCCAGGUUGAUUGUAAUUCCUGUUUCUGAACAAACGUUUGACUUGUUUCCUUUUUUUAAACCACAGAAUGAAACAAAACUUUACCUUUCAGGUUUAAAUGCUGCAAAUUGUCUCUGAUUCCAGGAUCUUAAAUCAUUUUAUUUCAAAUAUUUUGAUACAUCCAGAAUUUAAGAAAUCCUCCUCCUAGUGGCCAUUUUAGGUUUUACUGGUGAAAACAGCUCCCGUUAUUGUUUAGCUUUUUAUGCAUUAAAUCCAGUAUAAACCAGCAGCGUUUUAAAAAUUCAGGAUGUAAAAAUCAUGUUUCAAAAAAUGAAUUUAAUUUACUGGAAAACAUGAUAGAAAAAUCCUCCAAACUGCAGCCGAUAUGAAGUUAUUACCACAUUUAAGCAUCAGAGAUUCAUAGAACCUGCUUUGUUUAUGGCGUCUGUUAUGUUUGAUUUAUUUUUCAUAAGUUUUAUUUUAAAUUGCUUCCUCUGAGUGUCUGAGGGGCCGAUUACUACAGCCAGGUUUUAUAUUUUUAUAUAAUUUUUCAAGCUUAUGGCUCGUUUUUAUUUAAAUAAAUGAAAAUUAUUUUCCUUCUUUGUAAAAUGGACUCACUGUUUAUAAUAUUUUUAUCUGCAUCAUAUUAAACAUGGAUGUAUAAAAAUAUGGAAGCUUUUAGACACAAUGUAAACAUCUGGAUUUUAAAAAAAUAAAAACUUAAUAUAAAGUCUC
Molecule: messenger RNA, 2997 nt
Organism: Poecilia reticulata (guppy)
Lineage: Eukaryota; Metazoa; Chordata; Actinopteri; Cyprinodontiformes; Poeciliidae
Source: RefSeq, a predicted model, not a curated record